AUGGCCGAGUCCCCCGGCUGCUGCUCCGUCUGGGCCCGCUGCCUCCACUGCCUGUAUAGCUGCCACUGGAGGAAAUGCCCCAAAGAGAGGAUGCAAACCAGCAAGUGCGACUGUAUCUGGUUUGGCCUGCUCUUCCUCACCUUUCUCCUCUCCCUGGGCUGGCUGUACAUCGGGCUCAUCCUUCUCAAUGACCUGCACAACUUCAAUGAAUUCCUGUUCCACCACUGGGGACACUGGAUGGACUGGUCCCUGGCAUUUCUGCUGGUCAUCUCUCUACUUGUCACAUAUGCAUCCCUGCUAUUGCUCCUGGCCCUGCUCCUGCGGCUCUGUGGUCAGCCUCUGCAUCUGCACAGUGUCCACAAGAUGCUGCUGCUGCUCAUUAUGCUUCUUGUGGCCGCUGGCCUUGUGGGACUGGACGUCCAAUGGCAGCAGGAAUGGCGUAGCUUACGUCUGUCACUGCAGGCCACAGCCCCAUUCCUGCAUAUCGGAGCAGUUGCUGGUGUCACCCUCCUGGCCUGGCCUGUGGCUGCUACCUUCUACCGUGUCCGUCGAAGAGGUCCCAAGACUCUGCUCCUGUUCCUAUUUUUUGGAGUUUCCCUGGCCGUCUACCUGGCCCCACUAUGCAUCUCCUCACCCUGUAUCAUGGAGCCCAGAGACUUACCCCCCAAGCCUGGUCUGGUGGGACACCGAGGGGCCCCCAUGCUGGCCCCCGAGAACACCCUGAUGUCCCUGCGGAAGACCGCUGAAUGUGGAGCUGCUGUGUUUGAGACCGACGUGAUGGUCAGCUCUGACGGGAUCCCCUUCCUCAUGCAUGAUGAGCACCUGAGCCGCACCACGGAUGUGGCCUCUGUGUUCCCAGCCCGAACCUCCUCCCACAGCAGCGACUUCUCCUGCGCUGAACUGAAGAAGCUCAAUGCCGGGACCUGGUUCCUAGAGAGGCAACCCUUCUGGGGGGCCAAGCGGCUAUCAGGCCCUGAUCGGAAGGAGGCUGAGAACCAGUCAGUACCAACGCUGGAAGAGCUGCUAAAGGAAGCCGCAGUCCUUAACCUUUCCAUCAUGUUUGACUUGCGCCGCCCCCCACGAAAUCACACAUACCAUGACACAUUUGUGAACCAGACCUUGGAGACCGUGCUGAGCGCGAGGGUGCCCCAAGCCAUGGUCCUUUGGCUACCAGAUGAAGAUCGGGCCAAUGUCCAACAACGGGCACCCAGGAUGCGCCAGAUAUAUGGACAGCAGGGAAGCAACAGAACUGAGAGACCCCAGUUUCUCAACCUCCCCUACCAAGAUCUGCCACUGUUGGAUAUCAAGGCACUACACCAGGAUAAUGUCUCGGUGAACCUAUUUGUGGUGAACAAGCCUUGGCUCUUUUCCCUGCUCUGGUGCGCAGGGGUGGAUUCGGUCACCACCAAUGACUGCCAGUUGCUGCAGCAGAUGCGUUACCCUGUCUGGAUCAUCCCCCCUCAAACCUACCUUAUGAUGUGGAUCAUCACCAACUGUGUCUCUACCCUGUUGCUUCUGUGGACCUUCCUCCUCCAAGGGAGAUGUAAGAAGGAGAGAGAGAAAACUGGCUUAGAAACAGCAGUGCUGCUGACCAGGAUCAACAAUUUCAUAAUGGAGUGAAUGCCCAACCCUGGACCCCCACCAACCAGAGUCUGAGGCCUGUCUGGAUUGACUAACCACAAGGAAGGGAGAGUGGCUGAGUGGGGAUGGGGUGGGGUAAACUUUGCCAACGGAAGGUUUUGAACUAUGAGGGCAUGCGGCAAGCUUCCAUGGAGUCUGGCUCCCCCUUGGGGUUUUGACCUGAGGUCAUUGGGAAGACCGUGAGUCACGGGAAGUUUCUCCCGAAAUGAAACUAGAACAGAGAAAGUGGGAAGGAGGUUGCCACAAUAAUGUUUCAGAUCUGCGUACACGUGUUCUUGUGUAGAAGGCACAGGGUGUGUCAGGGAUCGACUAGCUUGGACCAAUGACUGGAGGAGAUGACAGAACGGCCUUUCCUGGAGAACUAAGAUGAUGGAAACACCAAUCCCACUCCAUUCACUGUCUCUCCUGACCCCUGCAAUUUAACUGCUUUCCUGCCUAGAUGCUGGGGGCUGAAGAGCCCAUGUAGCCAUUUAAUU
This is a messenger RNA of Mirounga angustirostris (Northern elephant seal), 2117 nucleotides long. RefSeq names its product glycerophosphodiester phosphodiesterase domain containing 2 (gene GDPD2). Gene Ontology annotation, molecular function: glycerophosphodiester phosphodiesterase activity. The record is from RefSeq and is a predicted model, not a curated record. Lineage: Eukaryota; Metazoa; Chordata; Mammalia; Carnivora; Phocidae. The transcript has 15 exons. Bases 1 to 1620 code for a protein of 539 amino acids. Gene Ontology annotation, cellular component: plasma membrane. Gene Ontology annotation, biological process: lipid metabolic process.